AUGUGUAGUUUUGACCCUAUGUAGAUUGUUGUAAAAAACUAUUUUGUACAAAAUAAAUCAAGAAUGAGUCGAAGGAGCAGCGUUAAUUCAACGUACAGUGGGAGAAAUCGUUCAAACGGCGACGAAACUGAAUAUAAAGGAGCUUUUAUCAGCGUGGUAAAAACUGUGAAUGAAAAUAUAAGUACCCGACAACAGCUAACACAAGCAUUACAAUACGCUGGUCGAAAUCCAACGGCAAAACAAGUUGCAAAGAUCUGGUCAGAUUCUCCAACUGGAGGAAUUAGUUUUAAAGAUUUUUGUCGAAUAAUCAAAGAUUUUAAACCAACAUCAAAAUCUCAACUUCUUGCUGGUUUUCGUAAAAUUGACAUCAAUGGUGAUGGAUUUAUUUCUGAAUCUGAACUUUACCGACUUUUCACGGCACGAGGAGAAAAAAUGACAAAAUCUGAAGUGAAGAAACUUCUUGAUUCUGCCGAUGUUAAUAAAGAUGGAAGACUCGAUUAUGAUGAGUUUUGUGAUCUAAUGUUAUCAACAACAACACGUUGUAAAGAACUUAUCAACAAGAAAUUAUUAAAAACAACAACAACAACAACAACUGAUGAAGUGGAAACACCAGCAAAACCUGUUCCCACAAAAAGGCUAUCACAGGCAUCGUUACAAAACACAAGUGAUUUGUAUAAGCGAACAGCAAUAAUACAGAAGAUGACAGAUGCAAUUGUGGUUAAAGGACCUGCUCUUACAGAUGUCAAAACACCAAAACCAAAAUCAUUGAAAGGAUGGUCCCAUGCUAAAAGUAAAGGUUGUUUUUAUGUGGAUAGCAGCGAUGAAAUAGUUGGACACACUUACAAACUCGAACUUCCUUUUGCUUCAAAUGUCCACUUGGUGGUGCAAUCGAGCACACUCAAAAACGAUGCAGAAUCAUGGACAUCCACAGUAGACAUCGGUGCAUUUGUGUUUCGUGAAUCAAAAUCUGAUGAUGAAAAUAAGUUUUUGUUCAUCACUGAAUGCAAAGACAAUGGGAAAAAUUUUUGGACGGGUGAUUUAAGAAGUGGUUCAUAUGUGAUUAUACCUUUCACGUCGGGAUGUAAAUUGAAAUCACGUGAUCAUAAUGAUGAGGAUCUUCCACUCACAAGAAAAGAUUUAAAUGAUGAAGUGAAACUUACAAGACCUUUCUGUGAAACAUUGGCCGAUAUAUUUGAGUUGUGUGAUUUGGACGACAACAAUAAGUUAAGUCGUGAUGAGUUUAAUUGGUUUCAAGUUCGAACAAACGAUGAGGAAGUUGAUGAUGAUGCUUGGAAAGUUGUGCUCGAAAACUUUGAGACAGAAGAAGGUGAGAUGACGAGGAAAGGAUUUGAGGAACUUCAUCUCAUGCAAGCUCAGGAGGAGGAGAACGAUCCACAACAUGAGUUCAUAGAAAUGUUAAAAGCCGUUGGGUUUAACGGAUCAUUAGAUCUUGUACAGGCUUGUCCUUUCCAAGUUGAGGUGUUUGCAAAGGAAUGCAACCCUUCGUUGUCGGUUGCAUCUCUGAGUUUGCCGGAAGAGCGCGUGAUGAGGGAAGCGAUGUUUAAGAGCAUCGAAUCAACAUCCGAAGUUGUUCCUCUCAAACUCAUAGAUGAGUUAUCAUGGUUUGUUUAUUUCUCCGAUUCACGUGCAUCAAGUUUCAUGAGAAACAAGACGGCAAGAGCAAUAGAAGUAAACGUCAAUUGUUCGCAAUCAAAGAACUGUAUGACAUCACAAAGAAAGGAUAACUUCAAUUUGAAAGUUCCAGCGCAUGGAACUGUGAUGGUGGACCACAGUUUACCCGCGGUGGAAAGUGAAAAAUGGUCGUACCAUUGUUGCAUCACAAAGCCAACCAAAACAGCGAGCAAACCGACAUCAAAACGUCCUUCCUCCGUUGCAAGCAGCAAGAAAGAAUCAAUUUUGUCAAUUUUUAAAUAAUUUUGUUAUGUAGUCAUUAGGUUGUAUUUACACUUUAAGCUGCUGUUGCUACCAGGUAAAGCAUAAUUUUAACAGCUAUUUCAGACUUUUAUUGUCCCUGGCAUCAACAGUUUAUAUAUAUAGAAUAUUUUAACUUAAAAACAUUCAUGUGUUUCUGUUGCUUUUCACAUGCAAGUCAACAAGUGUAUAAAUGUAAUAUUUUAAAUUUUUAUUUAAAUGCACUUAAAAUAUUUGUAUGUUAUUAUUUAACUUAAACACAAAUAGACAUGAAAUAUGUUACUCAUGUUACAAAUGCUCAUUGU
Messenger RNA from Ciona intestinalis (vase tunicate), 2237 nucleotides. The record is from RefSeq and is a predicted model, not a curated record. Lineage: Eukaryota; Metazoa; Chordata; Ascidiacea; Phlebobranchia; Cionidae.